CUUUGGGCGAUUGCAGCCGGCGGUCGGUCAGCCGGUCGGCGGCUGUGUGGGUAGCCGCCAGGUCGGCGGGGGCGGAGACGCGGGAGGUUGAUGGGGGUCGCCUCAACCUCGGCCUCAACUUGUAGCACAGCUUCAGCCACGCAAACGGAGAUGGUGUCCUGGGUGCGGACGAUGGGGGAGAAGCUGAAGCAGCGGCUCCGGCUCGACGUAGGACGCGAGAUCUGCCGCCAGUACCCGCUGUUCUGCUUCCUGUUGCUCUGCCUCAGCGUCGCCUCCCUACUUCUCAACAGGUAUCUUCAUGUUUUAAUGAUCUUCUGGUCAUUUGUUGCUGGAGUUGUUACCUUCUAUUGCUCAUUGGGACCAGAUUCUCUCUUACCAAAUAUAUUCUUCACAAUAAAAUACAAACCCAAGCAGUUAGGACUUCAAGAAUUAUUUCCUCAAGGUCGUAGCUGUGCUGUUUGUGGUAAAGUGAAAUGUAAACGACAUAGGCCUUCCUUACUACUUGAAAACUACCAGCCAUGGCUAGAUUUAAAAAUUUCUUCCAAGGUUGAUGCAUCUCUCUCAGAGGUUCUUGAAUUAGUGUUGGAAAACUUUGUUUAUCCGUGGUACAGGGAUGUAACAGAUGAUGAGUCCUUUGUUGAUGAACUGAGAAUUACAUUACGGUUUUUUGCAUCUGUCUUAAUUCGAAGGAUUCACAAGGUGGAUAUUCCAUCUAUUAUAACCAAGAAACUGUUAAAAGCAGCAAUGAAGCAUAUAGAAGUGAUAGUUAAAGCCAGUCAGAAAGUAGAAAAUACAGAGUUUUUACAGCAAGCUGCUUUAGAAGAAUAUGGUCCAGAGCUUCAUGUGGCUUUGAGGAGUCGAAGAGAUGAAUUACACUAUUUAAGGAAACUCACUGAACUACUUUUUCCUUAUAUUUUGCCUCCUAAAGCAACAGACUGCAGAUCCCUGACCUUACUUUUAAGAGAGAUCCUGUCUGGUUCAGUGUUCCUUCCAUCUUUGGAUUUCCUAGCUGAUCCAGAUACUGUGAAUCAUUUGCUUAUCAUCUUCAUAGAUGACAGUCCACCUGAAAAAGCAACUGAACUGCCUUCCCCUUUGGUUCCAUUCUUGCAGAAAUUCGCAGAACCUAGAAAUAAAAAGCCAUCUGUGCUGAAGUUAGAAUUGAAGCAAAUCAGAGAGCAGCAAGAUCUCUUAUUUCGUUUUAUGAACUUUCUGAAACAAGAAGGAGCAGUGCAUGUAUUGCAGAUAUGUCUGACUGUGGAGGAAUUCAAUGAUAGAAUUUUGCGACCAGAGUUGUCAAAUGAUGAAAUGCUGUCUCUUCAUGAAGAGUUGCAGAAGAUUUAUAAAACCUAUUGUUUGGAUGAAAGUAUUGACAAAAUUCGAUUUGAUCCCUUUAUUGUAGAAGAGAUUCAAAAAAUUGCUGAAGGCCCUUAUAUAGAUGUUGUGAAACUUCAAACUAUGAGAUGCCUUUUUGAAGCAUAUGAACAUGUACUGUCUCUCUUAGAGAAUGUGUUUACACCUAUGUUCUGCCACAGUGAUGAGUAUUUCAGGCAACUUUUAAGAGGUGCAGAAUCACCAACACGCAAUUCAAAAUUGAACAGAGGUAGCCUAAGUUUGGAUGAUUUUCGGAGCACACAGAAGAGAGGAGAAUCAUUUGGAAUCAGCAGAAUAGGUAGCAAAAUUAAAGGAGUAUUCAAAAGUACCACAAUGGAGGGAGCUAUGUUGCCUAAUUAUGGGUUAGCCGAAGGUGAAGAUGACUUUAUUGAAGAAGGUAUUGUUGUAAUGGAAGAUGAUUCUCCAGUGGAAGCUGUGAGCACACCUAAUACUCCCCGAAACCUUGCUGCAUGGAAAAUUAGCAUUCCAUAUGUAGACUUUUUUGAAGAUCCCUCCUCUGAAAGGAAGGAGAAGAAGGAGAGAAUACCUGUGUUUUGUAUUGAUGUUGAAAGAAAUGAUAGAAGAGCAGUUGGGCAUGAGCCUGAACAUUGGUCUGUCUAUAGAAGAUAUCUUGAAUUCUAUGUACUUGAAUCAAAACUAACAGAGUUUCAUGGAACAUUUCCUGAUGCCCAGCUUCCUUCCAAGAGGAUCAUUGGCCCCAAAAAUUAUGAAUUCUUAAAGUCAAAGAGAGAAGAAUUUCAGGAAUAUCUACAGAAACUUCUGCAGCAUCCAGAACUGAGUAAUAGUCAACUUCUGGCGGAUUUUCUCUCCCCCAAUGGCGGGGAAACACAAUUUCUUGAUAAGAUACUACCAGAUGUAAAUCUUGGUAAAAUUAUAAAGUCUGUUCCUGGAAAACUAAUGAAAGAGAAAGGCCAGCAUUUGGAACCUUUCAUCAUGAAUUUCAUUAAUUCUUGUGAAUCUCCAAAGCCUAAACCAAGUAAACCGGAACUGACCAUUCUCAGCCCUACUUCAGAAAACAACAAGAAGCUUUUCAGUGAUCUAUUUAAGAAUAAUGCAAACCGUGCUGAGAAUACAGAAAGAAAGCAAAAUCAGAAUUAUUUUAUGGAGAUGAUGACUGUAGAAGGAGUCUAUGAUUACCUGAUGUAUGUAGGACGGGUGGUUUUCCAAGUUCCUGACUGGCUUCAUCAUCUCUUAAUGGGAACUCGAAUCCUGUUUAAAAAUACCUUGGAAAUGUAUACUGACUACUAUCUUCAUUGUAAACUAGAACAACUAUUUCAGGAGCACCGUUUGGUCUCACUUAUAACACUUCUCAGAGAUGCUGUAUUCUGUGAAAACACUGAACCUCGUUCUCUCCAAGAUAAGCAAAAACGAGCAAAACAGACUUUUGAAGAAAUGAUGAAUUACAUUCCAGAUCUGAUAGUCAAGUGUAUUGGUGAAGAAGCCAAGUAUGAAAGCAUUCGACUUCUAUUUGAUGGCUUACAACAGCCAGUUCUCAAUAAACAGCUGACUUAUGUUUUAUUGGACAUUGUGAUACAAGAACUAUUUCCAGAGCUCAAUAAGGUACAAAAAGAAGUUACCUCUGUGACGUCCUGGAUGUAAACAUUUGGAUUUGAGAUACAAUGACCAGAUAGAUAACAAAUUUCUGCUUUGCUAAUUAAUGUAGUAUAUAUGUACUUUUUUCUUUUACUUUUGUAUAUUCUUGUAUAUAUCAUGUAAUCCAGUGUCUGAAUUUUUGAUUUUUUUUUUGUUUUAAUAAAGACUAACACAAACUUAAUAAUGAUUAAAAGUGAUUGGGUUUCAUAGUCUUUCAUUUUACACCUGUUACCAAAAUUUUAUUAGAAUAUAUGUCAUUUGCUGUUGCCAUUUUUUAAAAUGUUUUAUUUAUUUAUUUUGAGAGAGAGAGAGCAUGUGAGUGUCAGCAGGACAGAGAGAGAGAGGGCAGGGGAGAGAGAAUCCCAAGCUGACAAUGUGGAGACUGAUCUUAAGAACUGUGAGAUCACAAUCAGAGCCAAAAUCAAGAGUCGGAUGCUUAACCGACUGAGCCACCCAGGUACCCCUACUAUUGCCAUUUUUUAAAGAGGUAGGGCAAACAGAUAGGACCAGUAAUCUUUGUAUUGUAUCACUUUGAAAAUAAUUAUGUUUAGUGUGGAGAAAUUGUAGUAAGAUCUGAUUUGCUUUCUUAUUUAGAGUUAAUACAUUUCAGUAGAUGUAUCUUUUCUUUUUUUUGCCCCUAUUAUCUACACUGGUAACUAUGUGUUUAUAAAGAAGACAUCCUUUUUGAGUUUUUCUUAAGAAACAAAGCACUGUUCCUUACUCUUGCUGGAUUGACAGGUUAUUGCCCUUUUUAAGUGUGAAAACUGACUACAAACAGAUAUUUCUGAUUGUGUGGUUGCAGCUAUAUUUUACUGAAUGAAUGUAGCUAUAUUCCAAAAUCUUAUAUAACAAUUUAGUCAAGUAGAUUUUUGGUUUAUAUUGUCUAUUAUCUCUCCAAAAGGAAAAUACAGAAUUAAUUGUAUUUCUUGAGGGAAGUUAAUUUUUUUUUAAUUUUUAAAAUGUUUAUUUAAUUUUGAGAGAGAGUGAGUGAGGAGUGGGGGGGGGGGCAGAGAGAUGGAGAUACAGAAUCUGAAGCAGGCUCCAGGCUCUGAGCUGUCAGCACAGGGCCCGAUGCGGGGCUUGAAUUCACGAAAUGUGAGAUCAUGACCUGAGCCGAAGUCCGCGCUGAACCAACCAAGCCACCCAGGCGCCCUAAUUAAAAAAUUUUUUUAAUGUUUGUUUAUUUUUGAGAGGGAGACUGAGCAAAAGAGGGGGAGAGGCAGAAGGAGAGGGAGAUAGUGAAUCAAGAGCAGGCUCCAGACUCUGGUCUGACAGCACAGAGUCAGACACGGGGCUCAAGCCCAUGAAAUGUGAGAUUAUGACCUGAGCCAAAGUCAGAUGCUUAACCAACUGAACCACCCAGGCUCCCCUUGAGGAAAGUUAAAUUAAAAGAUUAGAGUCAGUGUUCGGAAUUCUACUUAUAGUUCCCUCCCAUGCUAUACUUUUCUCCUUAAAACAAGUUUGUCUUUCAAGAUUGAGCAUUUUGUGUUUGCUAAUUGGUCAUAGCAUUCAUUUAGGCUAUAUUUAUUGAGUUUCAACUAUGUAUUAGAUACUAAGCUGGGUAAUAGGGAACUCUAAAUAUAAUUUGGAAAUCUAACCUGUUUAAUAGUGUUCACUUAUUUUUUUUUUUUCCAAAAAAAGUGGUUAUUAGGUGUUGGAAUUUUUUUUAAUGUUUAUUUAGUUUUGAGAGAGAGUACAUGCAUGAGUGAGGGAAGGGCUGAGAGAGGGAGACAGAGGAUCCGCAGCAGGUUCCACACUGACAAUAGAGAGUCUGAUGUGGGGCCCGAACUUAUGGAGCCGCGAGGUCAUGACCUUAACUGAAGUUGGACGCUUAACCAACUGAGCCACUCAGGUGCCCUGGUGUUGUAAAUUUUUUAAAAAGUGUUUAUUUAUUUUGAGAGAGAGAGAGAGCAUGUUCAUGGUGAAUGGGGGAGAGGCAGAGAGAGAAUCCCAAGCAGGCUCCUUGCUGUCAGCACAGAGCCUGACCUGGGGCUUGAUUUCACAGUUUGUGAGAUCGUGACCUGAGCUGAAAUCAAGAGUUGGAUGCUUAACCCAGUGAGCCACCCAGGCACCCCAGUUUUAUUAUAUUUUUAAUUGUUUCAAGAUUCUAGUAUAUGUAUGAGUUUCUGUGAGUUGGUACUUUAAUACAAAGCCUUAAACAUUUACUGAUUCUCAGGGACAGAUGGAAAGUUAAUCAGGUUAACUCUUCACAUUUGAAUCCAUAGCAUUUUAAGCACUGUUAUUUAAAAUGUCAUGGUGAGCUGGAAAAAGUAUUUCACAGCCCUUUUUAUCCCAUUCUCACCUACUCUCCUUUAAAUCGUCAUAUUCUAUUUAGGUGAGAAAAAUGUUUUUAGGAGUGUAUCAUUCUGUUUGGGCUUCUAUAACAAAAUACCACAGACUGGGUGGCUCUAACAACAAAUUUAUUUCUCAUAGUUCUGGAGGCUAGAAUCCAAGGUAGGUUUCAUUGUGAGGCCUCUUCCUUUGGCUUGCAGAUAGCUGCCUUCUCACAUGUGCUCCUGACCUCUCUGUGUACCUUUGCGGGAGGAGAGAAGGAAAGAGCUUGCUUUCUCUCUCUCUCUCUCUCUCUGUCCUUAUAAGGGCAUCAGUCCAAUUGGUUAGGGUCCCACUCUUAUGACCUCAUUUAACCUUAAUUACUUCCUAAAAGCCCCAUCUCCAAAGACAGUCACAAGGUGGUUUUGGGCUUCAACAUACCAAUUUUAGGAAGGCACAGUUCCAUCCAUAGCAGUGGCUGAGCUCUAUUUAAAGAAAAUGUGUAUAAAAAUCUACACAUACAAAAUUAAUUAUUCAUAUUAUCAAAGGAAAAGGAACCAGAUGCAAUCUCUGUUGGCAAGGCAUUUUAUAUUCACUAUUACAUUUUAUCAUCCAUCAUAGUAACUGUGAGAUGGUAUAAUUCCUAUAUUAUAGGUAAGGAUAUUGAAGCCAGAGAAAGUAGUGAGGUUAGAAUUCAAACUUCGAUUUGUCUCUCAUCUUGUCCUUGUUAGUGUUGCCCCAUAAAAAGAGCUUUUAUUUCCAAAAGUAGUCACUCUUUGGAUCCUUUUAAAAAGUAUGUUCCCCAGUUAUUUCAUAUAUUUUACUUUGUACAUUCCUUCCUAUCUUUAUGUGUGUUCCCUUGUGCAUGAGCUUCACAUUUUGAAAUGUGUUUAAUAGAAACAACUAUCAGUGUUUCUGGUUGAGGGGAUAAAAUGAAAUUAAAUAGAUGGGAAGACAUUUUCAGAUAUUUAAAGGAUAUUAAAAUUGUGUUUUAAGUAUAAUUAGUUAUAGAUAUCAGAAGAUCCUGAGAAAUGAUUGAAAGCAACCACUUAAAUGAUCAUUUUUGACUUAGUAAAAACCAUUUGAUUUUAUUGUAGAAAUAUAAAUAGAAAUCUAAUUUGCUUCUGUUUUUAGCAGAGUGUGUAAUGAUAUAUACAAAAUUGUAAUUUCAGAUAUAGUCAACAUUGGAAUAAAAAUGAUUGACUAAAUGAAUGAAUGAGCAAAUGAAUAGUUCUUGCCAGUUCAUUAUACUUCUGUGUCAAGGAGUAUGCUGUCUGUAAUGUUCCCAGUUAUCUCUUUGGCAGUGCUGGAUACACAGAGAAGAAAUCUUUAACCUGAGGCCCAUGAGCUCCAGUGAAAAAUAGUUGUUGUUUUUUUUUAAUUUCACUUUUGUUAAUUUGAUAUUUAUGAUUUUUUUUCCUAUCAAACACUCUAUGUAAUGGAUGUAUUUGUAUUCCAAUGACACCCUAUUUACAUAAAGCAGUGGCAGGCAGGAUUUGGCUCUCAGGCUGUAGUUUGCUAAUCCCUGAUGUUGAAGAACAAAACAAGGGAGAAAAAGGAAUACUGUUAGAAAAGUUAUAAUUACCUUCAUAUUAAGGAACAAGGGAAUUAAAUUUUUGGAGAAAGGCAGCUGUCCUUAGGGGUAACUUAAUUGGCCUUUUGGUUGCAGAGAGGUUAAAGAAGAGUCAAACACUCUGCGUAAUGAAAAGGUGUCUUCUGUAGGUAGAGAAAUCUUAAUUAUCUGUAUUCUCUGGAGGGGUGAGGCCAGAGAAAAGGACUGUGUGUGUGGCUUUUGGACUGAGUGAGGAGGAGGGUGGCAGAAAGGUACAAGGGAAGGAAUUAUACACAGUUUAUUCAGUUUAUUCAAGUGUGUAGUGCACACUCACCCAUGUGCCAGGCAGUUUUAGAUAAGCUAGGGAUAUUAUUUGUGCAUUUAGAAACCUACAUUCAAACUCCAAGAGACAGACAAUAAGAUAAAUAAGGAAAUUAUAGUAUCUUAGAAAAUAAGUGCUCAGAAGAAACAUUUUGAACUGAGGAGGGGAAUAUGGGGGAGGGUUGCAGUUUUAAAUGGUGGGGUCUGGGACCUUGGAAAAGACUUGAAGGGAGUGAGAAAUCAGGUAAUGCAGGUAUGUAGGAGUCCAUGUUCCAAGUAGAGAAAAUAGCACAUGCAAAGGUUUGAGUGGGAGAGUGUCUGUUUUGUAGGAAGAAUAGCACGGAGAUCAGUGUGGCCUCACAUCAGGGAGAGUGAAGAGAAAUAAUGUCAGAGAAGUAAUGGGAAACCAGAUCACAGAGGGCCUUGUAGGCCAUUGGGAUAAUUUAUUGUUGCUUUUACUUGUGGAGUGUGGUAAAAAGAUUUUGAGCCAUUGAGCAACACAGUCUUGCUUAAUACUGUAAGACAUCACAUUGGCUGCUGAAUUGAGAACGUUGGGAACUGACUAGAGUGGAGCAGAAGUGGAGACCAGCUCAUUUAGGAGGCUGCUGAAGCAAUUCAGAAGUGGCAGUGAUUCAAAGCAAGGUAGUACUUGUGAAGGGUGUUGUGUGCCUGUGUGUGUGUGUGUGUGUAUGUGUGUGUGUGUGUGUGUGUGUGUUUUAAGUUGGGAAGCAAGAUUUACCCAGGGACAUAAUGUGAGUUUGAGAAAAUGGGAGCAGCCAAGGAUGACUCCCCUGUGUCCCCUGAAAAGAUGGUGGGGCUUGGGCCCUUAUCCCCAUUUCCUGUGAAUGUGACCUUAUUUGGAAAUAGUGUUUUUUUUAGGUGACUAAAAUUAAGUCAUUACAGUGGGCCUAAUACAGUAUGACUUUGUUCUCAUACAUAGGGGAAAUUUGGACAUAGAGACAGACAUACGGAGGGAAAAGGAUGUAAAAACAGAGGGAAAAUACCAGCUAUAAGGCAAGGAAUGCCUGAUGCUACCAGAAGCUAGGAGAGGCUUGGGGUAGAUGCUUCACCAGUCUUCAGAAGGAAACAACCUUGCCAACUUGAUCUCAGGAUGCUUCACCACAGUCUUCAGAAGGAAACAACCUUGCCAACUUGAUCUCAGGCUUCUGACCUCCAGAAAGUGACUUGCUGAUCCUGAGUAAUGAUGUCAGUGUCUUCAUUUACAAGCCUCCAGCCUCAGCUUCUGGGGUCCAGCAAAGAUGGUCUGUGCCAUCACCAAGCCAGUUCCUAAAAUGCAGACUUGAAUCUCACUUGAAAAAAAAAAUGCAGUUCCACACAUUAAUGGCAAGAGGAAUUUUUGGCUACUGGUAUAAAACAAUGCUCACUGCCAAAAAGGAAAGAAAUGUUAGAGAAAAGCUUCCACGACAAUGACUUCCUGCAGAAAACUUGAUCCGACCUUCAACUGCUGGAUAAAUUACUUUCAUUUUUAAGAUGUAUCCAGAAACCACGUUGAUAUCUUGAUCACCUGGAAAAAUAUAUACAUUAUUUUAACUACAGAAUAAGUAAUUACCAAUUAAGAGUAAGAGGUGGGAAAACCAACGUAUUUCUCUAAAGUCUUUUGUAAUUGUAAGAGGGAAGAUACUACUUUCAUAAGCAAGGAUAAAAUGUCACAAAAGACAAGAAAAGUGAUUACAGGUGCAAAGAAUUUGAUUGCUUUUUCAUGUUCCAGAUGUGAAAUGUGCCCACUGUUGACUACUAGACAACUGGAGGGAAUAGUCAUCUCAAAAGGUUGUUGACCUUUAAUAUUGCUUUUGAACCACUCCAAAACAAGGGCAUUAGGGAAAUGGUUGAGAGCAAUUAGUUGAGACAUAAAAGUGGCUUUCUUCUGCUUGCCUGGUCAGAAGUCAUUUUUGCAUAAUUGACAGACAAUGGAGACUUCAUUUCCAAAAGAGAGGAGACCUGAUAAAUACUAAUUGCCUAUAACUACAACAAACCCAUAGGGACCUGACAAAAUUUUGUUUUAAAAAUAUCACUCAACAGAUCAUAUAUCUGAUAAGCAGUUAAUACCCAAAAUAUAUAAAGAACUCCUAGAACUCAAAAGAAAAACAAAAUAAAAAUCUGAUUAAAAAAUGGGCAGAGGAUCUGAAUAGAUUUUCCAAAGGAGACCUACAGAUGCCCAACGGAUACAUGAAGAGAUACUGAACAUCACUAAUCAUCUGGGAAAUGCAAAUCAAAACCACAGGGAUAUCCCUUCUCUGUCUAGAAUGGCUAUUAUCAAAAAGACUAGAAAUAACAAGUGUUGGCAAGGAUGUGGAAAGUGCACCCUUGUGCACUAUUGGUGGGAAUAUACUUGAUGUAGUCACUAUGGGAAACAGUAUGGAGGCCCCUCAAAAAAUCAAAAAUAGAACCAUUGUAUGAUCCAGCAAUUCCACUUUAGAGUAUUUGAAGAAAACACACUAAUUCAAAAAGUAACAUGCACCCCCAUGUUCACUGCAGCAUUAUUUAUAAUAGACAAAAUAGGGAAAAAACCUAAGUGUCUGUGGUAGAUGAAUGGAUAAAGAAAAUGUGAUUCCACACAAUGGAAUACUAUUCAGCCAUAAAAAGAAUGAAAUAUUGCCUUUUGCGAUAACACGGAUAGACCUUGAGAGCAUUGUGCUAAAUGAAAUCUAUCAGAGAAAGACGAAUACCAUCUCCUCUCACUUGUAUGUGGAAUUAAACAACAGCGACAAAACCAAACUUGCAUAUAUAGAGAACAGACUGGCGGUUGCCAGAGGUGGGGGUAGGGGGGUGGGAAAAAUGGGUGAAGGGGGUUAAAAAUCCAGACUUCCAGUCACAAAUAAGUCAUAGGGAUGUAAUGUACAGCAUGAUGACUAGAGUCCAUACUGUAUUGCAUAUUGAAAGUUGCUACAAGGGCAGAUCUUAAAAGUUUACCUCACAAGAGAAAAAAAAUUUGUGACUAUGUAUGAUAUUAACUAGACAUUGUGAUGAUCAUUUUGCAAUACAUACAUAUAUUGAACCAUGUACACCUGAAAUUAAAACAUUGUGUUAUAUGUCAAUUAUACCUCCACAAAAAAAAUACACUAAUAUUUUUAAAAAGAACUCUGCAGUGGUUCUCAUCCCUGCAUUAGAAUUGCUGGAAGAGUCUUUUCCCCCAACACAAUUAUAUUGGAAUCUCUUAAAAGCUGGGGCCAAAGUAUUGAUAUUUAAUUUAAAAUGCUCUCCAACUAAGUCUGAUACACAGCUAGGGUUGAGAACCCUUAGGGCCAAGGCUUCCUCAGCCUUCUAUGUGAGCUCCUCUCUCAAACUUAAUCAGUCUGGGUUUAAUCUGCACAGCCCCCAGCCUCUGUCUCAUGUGGGACCCAAGAGGACACUUCUGUAAAGCCUGCGCUUCCAUCAUCUUUCAUGGAAUGUGCAGAAGUAGCUAGCAUCUUUCCUGGCAGGAAGGCUGCCUCCUUUGCCCUGGCUCUGCUUUCCACCCUCCUUGAAACAAGAGGCUGAAACAGCAGGCCCACCACAGGAAAGCUGACAAGGAAGUACCAGAGCUCUUUUCUGGAAAUGCAAAGUUGUGCACAUGCUUUAUAAGCACGCUGGCUUCUGCCCUAGAGAAGAGGAAGGGGUAGUAUAUUCUAUCAAUGGAUCAAUGGACUUCAUGCAUGUGAAGUGGUUCUUUUUUUUUUUAAUGGCCCUGUGCUGGUGGUAUCCUCUGGGCCUCUGUGGGACUCAAAUCUACCAUCAGCCGACUUCCAUAUGAUUUUUAAAAGUGAGGUUGCAGUAUAAUGACCCUAAAUGCUGCCAAAAAUACUGAGGUCAGGUGUGGUUGUUCCUUUCAAUACUCCACCAACCCAAUGUGCUAAAAAGGGGGAGGGGAGCACAGCCCAUCUACUCCUACCUGACCUAUUCACACUAAAAGCUUCAAGAAAGCUUACAGGAUUUUCCAGAUCCAAUCUAAAGUUCUAGAAAUGAGGUUUCUCAUUAAGUGCAAAACCCACUGAUAUUUCACAAUUUAAAUAGCUGUUUAUACAUACUUAACAGAAUUUUAAAACAUUUUGGGCUUGGAUGGGUGGCUACGUGUGCCGAAGAGGGGUAGGGCACAUAUUCUCCAAAGCAGUGCUGCUAUUUUCCAACAAAGCGGGAGGGAGGCGGCAACAAAGGGGCAGGAUCUGAUUUCUGGCACUGCAGUCCUGGCAUCCUGAGUAGCUUCCCUCUUUGGCCCAGUUUUGUUCUUGAGUACUUUGGAGUAGGGAGAGGAAGAGACACUUGUGCUUACCAGAGUCGUGUCUUAAUGCUUCAUCUUUUAUCAUCUGGAAUCCAUCUCCACCAUUGGCAAGGAAGCUUGGAAGGAUAACCUUAUAUAUCUCAUCCAUUCUGAGAGGCUCAUAACUGGGCACUCGACACUGGGUGCAAAGAACAUCCAAUUUGACCACUCUGUCCCCAGGUUUUCGGGAAAGAUCAUACACCACAUGAAUUCCUAGAAAAGAAACGAAUCUGUAUGUUUUCAC
Panthera uncia (snow leopard) is the source of this 11628-nucleotide messenger RNA. It is a transcript of the gene SNX14, whose product is annotated as sorting nexin 14. Gene Ontology annotation, cellular component: late endosome. Gene Ontology annotation, molecular function: phosphatidylinositol-3,5-bisphosphate binding. The transcript has 30 exons. The record is from RefSeq and is a predicted model, not a curated record. Gene Ontology annotation, biological process: autophagosome maturation. The coding region runs from base 91 to 2991 and encodes 966 amino acids. NCBI's taxonomy places the organism in Eukaryota, Metazoa, Chordata, Mammalia, Carnivora, Felidae.